Molecule: messenger RNA, 984 nt
Organism: Dracunculus medinensis (Guinea worm)
Lineage: Eukaryota; Metazoa; Nematoda; Chromadorea; Rhabditida; Dracunculidae
Source: the annotation of a GenBank genome assembly
AUGGAUUUUGUUGGUCCGCUGCGACCAUCAGAUAGCUGGUCAACAACAGAAGUACGUUCAGUGAAACAUUUACAUGUGUGGACGAUUCGAGGUUUUUCUCAAUGCGAAUGCCGCUACCUUGAAACGCAUCUUAAGAUUAGAGACGUGCCUUUUACGAUUGCUGCUUUGGAAGGAAGUUUUCUAACAUUUCGUAUUAGAGUUCAUCCUCAAGGAAACAAAGAAUCGAAUAAAGAUUUUAGCUUUUUUCAAGUGUUUUGCAAUUUAUCAACAAUGAAAUAUCGGGCGAAAUUUUCAGUUUUUAAUGCAAAAAAUGAAGAGGCAACGACAACGGUUUACACUGGUACUCAACAGCUUCAUGGAUAUUUUGAGUACAUUCGUCGUGAUGUGCUUGUCAAUCAUAUUCAACCGCAAGAUGAAUUGCAACUUGUUCUGAAUUUAAACAUUACUUUUGACACAGUUACAAAAUCAAGUGAUAAUGUGCGCCCUUCUGGCUUGCCGGAGCCAAAAUAUGAUGAGAUCGCUUACGAUUGGGAAGCUAUGUAUAAAAGUGGUCGUUUGGCCGACUUCACUGUCAUUGUUGGUGAACAUCGUAUUCAAGUUCACAAGGCUUUAUUGUCCGCUCGAUCUCCUGUUUUUAGUGCGAUGCUAGAACCGCAUACCGAAGAAUAUAGAAAAAACAGUGUAAAAUUGUAUGAUAUCGAUUAUGAGGUUUUGCAAGAAAUGUUAUUAUAUAUGUACACUGGACGUUCGCCCAACAUUAGUCGCAUGGCUCUAGAAUUACUUUCCGCUGCUGAUCGUUUCCAAUUGUCGGGAUUGAAGGACAUGGCCGAUCAGGUUUUGAGAUCGACAUUAUCUAUUGAAUCGGCCUGUCGUUCACUUAUUUAUGCUGAUAUGUAUAAUUCACAUGAUCUUAAACUUGAAACAAUUAGAUUUAUCGCACAGAAUUCCACUUCCAUCAUAAAAGUACUGUUUAGAUUUUUUUAA